GAUCGGCGGGUGUGAAUGAAUGUGUGUGUUGAGGUGAAAAACACUGAGCAAUGAAAUAAAAACCCGAGCAGCGUGUGAGAGAGAAGAGUGUGGCAUUAACCCUGCUGUGCGCCAUUAUGUCUGACUGACAUGUUGAGCUGUGUGAGGACCUUAGACUGUAUAGGUGAGGACACACUGAGGAGGUGAGUGUUCAUAGUUAGUUGUAGAAAGUCUGACGGAACUUGAAUGCAGCUUCGAAGUCACGUGACACGAAGGCUGUUCCAACAACAACAGCAACAGCGGAGAGAAGCUGUACUUUUUUGAUGGUUUUACGAUCUGCAGACAUGUUGUCCUCUGCUGUCCUCUGUGUCCUCACUGUCUCUCUGCUCUCUGCAUCUGAAGACUCACAAGAGAUGAAGGUGAAGGCUGAGCAGAACGUCACCCUCCAGUGUCACGCUCGCACUGAUGCCCCCAUCACUCUGCUGGAGUGGAGCAGACCUGACCUGGAGACAGGUGAUUACGUCUUCCUCUACAGGAACGAGCGCUCGUAUGAAAGGUAUCAGCAUCCGUCUUAUCGUGGUCGAGUGGUGCUGAGAGAUCCAGACAUGAAGAAUGGAGACGCUUCUGUGAUUCUGAGGAACGUCAACAUCAACGACACCGGAACAUACAAGUGUGAAAUUACAGUCAGCAACACGGGACACAGUCAGACACCAGACUCUGAGAUCCAUCUCCUCAAACUGAAGGUUACAGUUGACUCAGGUGAGUUUGUAGAGCUCAGACUCAGGCGAGUUUGUAGAGUUCAGACUCAGGCGAGUUUGUAGAGUUCAGACUCAGGCGAGUUUGUAGAGCUCAGACUCAGGCGAGUUUGUAGAGUUCAGAGUUCUGUAUCCCUCACACCUGUUUUCUGCUCUGCAGGUCACAUUGAUGGAAACAAGGAUGGAAAUCUUGGACUCUUGGUUGGUGUGCCAGUUUCUGUUGGUCUUGUUCUCAUUUUCGUUCUUGGCGUUGUUGGUUCUUUCAUUUUUAUUCAACGCCCACGCAAAAUGAAUCAUUCAUACACAUCUGCUGAAACAGCAGGUGAACCAGGUACUUGAAGCGUCUCAGAUCUCUUUACUCCUGACGAUGUUUGUGUUCUGCUGCUGCUACAGAAAGAUAAAAAAAUAUAUAUAUUUCUUAAGGGAUCAGUGCGCUCAAAUUAACAGUUACAAUAGAAUAACAAACAGCUGCAGAAAGUCGACAGAGAGCAUGCUCAGAUAAAAGAGUUACAGCCAGGUCGAGGACAGGUGUUGAGACAUGAUGAAUAUAGAGGAGCAUUCAGCAGCUAAAGAGACAGAUACUUUCCUCAGGAGUUGGUGGAGACCAAAACCAGAGCUAAAAGAGAGAUAGCAAUAUCCAUCAGGUGACACAGACACAAAGACUCGUAAUCAUCCAAUCAUGAUGUUGCUCUGCUACUGCUUGGUGUGGAAUUAAGCAGCUGUUUGCUAAGACGUAUGAACAUACAUAUCAACUGAAAAGAUGACGACAGGUUGAUGUUGUGUUCACUGCUUGUUUUUUUUUUGGCUUUUUUUUUGUUGAAAACAAAUGGACCAGAAGCGACAGGUUGUGCAGGUUUAAUACUAUUAACUGCAUCUUGCUUUAAAUCAGAGUGACAGCUUAUCAAUAGCCAAACGGACAGAGUCAGCCACACAGGAUAAAACUGCAUCGUCUGCAUAAAGACGCACUUUAAUUCACGCACUAGCACUUUUAUCUUAAGGUAGGUGGGACAGGAAUUUUCCGUUUUUAUUGUAUUAGCAUUUCACAAGUUGUAAACUGCACAACUUAUUAAGCACUCCAUUGUCUAAAAUUUAGAGCUGUAACUUUACAAAACAGUUUGUAAAAUAUAUUUUGCAAGACAUAUGUUAAAGUAUGGACGACCAAAUGACCAGAUUGUAUUAAUCAAUUUCUCAAUAAAUAAUAAUAUUAUACAAAGGUAAUACUUUCUGUAAUAUAUAAGUAUAUAAUUAUUUAUUUAUUAUUAUUAUUAUUAUUAUUAUUAUUAUUAUUGUUAUAUAAUUGUUACAGAAUAAAAAAAUUAAAUGACCAAAAUAGGAGGAAUACAUUAUAUUUACAUACAGUAUAGAUACAUAUAUAGAUAUAUAUGAUUAAAAAAAACUCUUAUAUUCUUCUAAUGAUCUUUUCAAAGUAUUCCAACUUGUUAUUACAGUGUUACUGAACAUGGACACCAUUUCAUACUGUGUCAUUGAUUUUUUUUUUUUUUACAUUUAUUUUCUACAUUUUUAGUGAUUGCCUUUUGAUUUGACCCAUUUACUUUUCCAGCCGUGUGACAUCACUCCAUCACUUAGUUUGUCGUCAGUCAGAAAAAGAACGUAGAGAAUGUCAGAGCGGAGCGGGGAGCAGAGAUGAAAAGAGUUCUGCCUGUGAGUGAAAUAAAGAAAACAGCUGUUUGGCAAAUUGUAUUUUUGAAAUGUAAAAGCUGUAAAAUAUAACGAAGAAAAGUCUGAUAUAUUAAAUACGACAUAAACGUAAAGCAGCAGGACAUGAGAUCUUGUGAGGAGUAAAGACAAUGGCCACAUUGAGACAAUAUUCUGAAUUUGCUAGACAGCAUGUAAACAGCUUUUUCUGUUUGGAUAUUCUGAAUUAGGCUUCAGUCUAAAUGUAGCACUCCACGAUUAACACGUGGGAUCUGUAGAUUUAAUUCAGGUUUUAAUACAUUUGAUUGUGCAAACAUGACAGCAACAACGUUUUCAAGAAGGUGGUCAAAGGAAUGAAAGAGGGAGGUUUUGUUUUCGUGGUCCAACAAGUUCAUUAUCUGGAGGACACUUUGACACAAGCAGCGCAUUCAGCUUUUCCAUAUUGUGGCGUGGUAAAUGGCAUGUCAGGGCAUCUUAAUGCACGGCUGCAUGUGACCUGGAGUAGAGGUGGAAGUCAUCAGCUGUGUAUAACAGCUGAGUCGGAAAAUUUUAUUUUUUGGAAUGACAGCGAGAAGCCACAUUAUUUACAUGUAAACUCUAACAUCCGUUCUUUCAUAUGAUAAGCUGUUACUUUAUGUGCUUCAGGAUCUGAAAACUUCAGUGUGUGUUACAAUCACUUAUGAAAGUUCAUUAAGGAUGAUCGAUGAAUGAAACGAGCAUCAGAGCUUCUCAGUCUCACUGCGGAGGUGAAGUUAUUUUUUCAGUGCCUGUUUUUAUGUUGCACUUUACAAGCACCUGUAUAAGCUUUCCUUUUUUAUGAAUAAAUAUGUUUAUCACUGUU
This is a messenger RNA of Epinephelus fuscoguttatus (brown-marbled grouper), 3231 nucleotides long. Its product is annotated as coxsackievirus and adenovirus receptor homolog. Bases 303 to 800 code for a protein of 165 amino acids. The record is from RefSeq and is a predicted model, not a curated record. Lineage: Eukaryota; Metazoa; Chordata; Actinopteri; Perciformes; Serranidae. The transcript is spliced from 3 exons.